AUGAGAUUAUCGAUACGAAAUGAAUGGCUCUCAUUUAUAGCGGCUGGCUGCGCGGCUGCUGGCAAACCGGUUUGGGGCAGUAUUCAGUCUGUGGCAGACUCAGGAUCGAAUGACACCUCGCGUAACAUCAUUGGUGGGGAACCGGCUUUCAAUGGGGAAUUUCCGCAUCACGUGGCAGUCUUCCUGAACUCUGAGUACAAAAGCGGUGGAAUCAUACUUGAUGAGCGACACGUACUACUUACUGCAUACUCUUUCUACUCCAAAAGAAAAGGUCAAGAAAGUGCCGAGGAUUACACCGUCGUGGCUGGUAUGUGGCGCACUGGAAAGCUGGACACGGGGUCACAAGUGCGGGGCGUGGUUGAUUUCAUCACGCACCCGAAGUGGAAUAUUGAGAGUUUCGCCGCGCCCAAUAUGGCCGUUUUGCGAGUGGAUAGCGACUUCACCUUCAACCGAUACGUUCAGCCUGCGACCCUUGUAAAAACACGUGACGAGGAAAGGCGCUUGCGAAAGAUUGGCGACUGUGCCAUGGUAGGCUUUGGUUGCACGAACUAUGAAGAGAAGACGUUCCCGAAAAGACUUCGAAAGAUCGAGGAACUUACCCUUCCAAACUACCAAACGUGCAACGCCUUUGUAGAAAAAUUUGGAGGCAUGUCGACGAAUCAGAUGUGCUCCUACAAUCCUCCGAAGAGCCUGUGCCUGUUAGACGAGGGUGGAGCGUUGGUGUGCCGGAAGCCAAACACGGGCGAUCAAGUGGUUAUUAGUGUGGCCUCCUUUUCUAUUGAUCCACCUCGGGAAUUCGGGUUGACGUAUUAUUCGCGCGUGUAUCGGUUCCGGAAGUGGAUAAAUAGGGUGGUAGUAAGGCUAGAAGAGAGGGCAUAG
Molecule: messenger RNA, 879 nt
Organism: Mya arenaria
Lineage: Eukaryota; Metazoa; Mollusca; Bivalvia; Myida; Myidae
Product: ovochymase-like
Exons: 6
Coding region: 1-879 (292 amino acids)
Biological process (GO): proteolysis
Molecular function (GO): serine-type endopeptidase activity
Source: RefSeq, a predicted model, not a curated record